Molecule: messenger RNA, 2107 nt
Organism: Cladophialophora immunda
Lineage: Eukaryota; Fungi; Ascomycota; Eurotiomycetes; Chaetothyriales; Herpotrichiellaceae
Exons: 1
Coding region: 67-1887 (606 amino acids)
Cellular component (GO): nucleolus
Molecular function (GO): nucleic acid binding; RNA helicase activity; ATP binding
Source: RefSeq, a predicted model, not a curated record
UACUACUAAAGCAGCAUUGCAGUCCAGGAAGAUUUCCAUUGCACCCAGAGUGGGAAAUCUGUUGUCAUGAAGCGAAAGCUGGACGUCAAUGAUGCACCAACGGUCGAAGUCCCUCGAGAUCCUGAGGAACAUGGGUCAUCGUUCGAUUCGUUUGGCCUCGACCCUCGUCUGAUGCAGGCAAUUGCAAAAUCAGAUUUCUCCCACCCUACACCCGUGCAGGCGAAGGCCAUUCCUCUGGCACUUGAAGGGAAAGAUGUCCUUGCAAAAUCCAAGACCGGAUCUGGAAAGACCGCCGCCUACGUUCUCCCCACCCUCCAAGCGAUCCUGCGCCGAAAAUCCUCCUCCCUCGACGGCAAGGCCACCUCUGCUCUCGUCCUCGUGCCCACGAGAGAAUUGGCAGAUCAAGUAUACAAAGCCUUCAAUACCUUCUCGGCGUUCUGCUCGAAAGAUGUACAGACACUGAAUUUGACACAAAGAGUCUCGGACACAGUCAUGAAUGCGGUGUUGCAGGAUUUCCCAGAUGUCAUUGUUACAACCCCCGGCAGAGCGACCCAGUAUCUCGGCUCGGGCAGGCUCUCUCUUGACAACAUCCAGCAACUCGUCAUCGACGAAGCUGACAUUGUACUUUCCUAUGGCUAUGAAGACGAUAUCAAUGCGAUCGCUGCAGCCCUUCCACGGGGUGUGCAGACAUACUUGGUCAGCGCCACCCUGACGCCGGAGGUCGAAGAGUUGAAGACCAUCUUUUGCCGUGACGCGGCAGUGGUCAAGAUUGACGAGAAGGAAGAAAAGGGCGAGGGCGUGACUCAAUAUGUGGUACGCUGCGGUGAAGAUGAGAAGUUCUUGCUCAUAUAUGUUCUGUUCAAGCUGCGCCUCGUCAAGGGAAAGUGUCUGGUAUUUGUGGCGGAAGUUGACAGAAGUUAUCGGCUAAAGCUCUACCUGGAGCAAUUCGGGAUUAAAUCGUGCGUGCUGAACGCGGAAUUGCCGGUCAACUCUCGGUUGCAUGUGGUACAGGAGUUCAACAAGGGGCUCUACGAUAUCCUUAUCGCAGCCGACGAUCAAGAGGUUCUUGGAGGUGUUGUGAAGAGGCAAAAGACGCAAGCAGAGGUAGCAGAAGACCCAGCCAAUGAGAUGAGCGAGGAGGACGAGGAGGAAGUGCAACGACCUGCCAAAAAGGCCAAACGGUCAAAGAAACACGAAAAGGACUAUGGGGUGUCGAGGGGCAUCGACUUUCAGAAUGUGGCUUGCGUGAUCAACUUCGACCUUCCCCUAACCUCCAAGUCCUACACACACCGCAUUGGCCGGACAGCACGAGCAGGGAAAGCAGGAAUGGCACUGUCGUUCGCGGUUCCCAAGGACAAGUUCGGCAAACAUAGGGCGACCAGCAUUCUCUCCGCGAAGGGCGAUGAACGUGUUCUGGAGAAGAUCAUUGCCCGGCAGACCAAGAAAGGCAACGAAGUGAAGCCCUAUCAUUUCGACAUGGCACAAGUGGACGCCUUCCGCUAUCGCAUGAAUGAUGCACUGCGUGCUGUGACCGGGGCUGCUGUGCACGAGGCGCGUGCUAGAGAAAUCAAGCAAGAAUUGAUCAAGUCGGAGAAGUUGCGAAAACAUUUUGAAGAGAAUCCCGAAGACUUGCGACACCUGAGACACGACGGCGAACACGGGGCGAUCGUCCGGCAUCAAGGGCACCUGAAGCAUGUUCCUGAAUACUUGAUGCCGGCAGCGGGGAAAAAGGCGCUGAGUGCCGACGAAGUCGGGUUUGUUGGAUUGAGAGGUGACAAUAAGCGGAGGGACGUCAAGAAGCGAGGAGGUCGCAAGGCGCGAUUUGGCGGGAGGUCCAAGGGGAAGAUUGACCCGUUGAAAUCCUUCAGUGCGCGGAAGAAGCGUUGAGCAAAGCAGUGUUACUGACGAUGGACUCUGUGGUUCAGCAGGAGGAUUGUUCCCAAUUCAAUGGACAGUUCAACGACAUGUCUUGCUUGCUAUGCUCCUAGAUUGCUCCCAUACAAAGUCGUCUAAUAUCGAAGCAUCUCAUCCCACAGACACUGCUGAAAUAGCCGUCAACCUCAUCAAAAGUCCUCGAUAUCUCUCUGCGCUCCACAGCAGUCCGUCA